Messenger RNA from Planococcus citri (citrus mealybug), 2273 nucleotides. RefSeq names its product pre-mRNA-processing factor 17. Gene Ontology annotation, cellular component: catalytic step 2 spliceosome. NCBI's taxonomy places the organism in Eukaryota, Metazoa, Arthropoda, Insecta, Hemiptera, Pseudococcidae. The transcript is spliced from 10 exons. The record is from RefSeq and is a predicted model, not a curated record. Gene Ontology annotation, biological process: mRNA splicing, via spliceosome. Bases 347 to 2158 code for a protein of 603 amino acids. Gene Ontology annotation, molecular function: protein binding; mRNA binding.
UUGUAAAGUUUGAUUACAACUUGAGAAGGUGUUUUUACUUUUUUUCUAUUUUUUCUAAAUAAUUUAAUUUGUAUUCUUUAAUCUUUAUGCUUUUGAGUUUUGAGUCUUACAGCUCUUUUGAAAUAAUUUGAUCGACUUUCUCUGAGCAUUAUAAACAUAUUAACAUUUCUGAUAGAUCUAAUUUCAAAACAUGUUUUGUGGUUAAUAAGUUACUGGUGGCAUGGUGAGUCGAUGGAUUUGAUGUUCGCCAUUCAAGUUGACACUCUUAUUUGAUUUUCUCGGGUUGAAUUUUCAAUUUAUUUGAAUAACAGAGAUUCUAUCCUUGCUAGCGAAGUGUUGAUUGAAAAUGAGUAUAAAGUUGGUGAAUUACGGUUUUGACGAUGAUGAAGGAAGUAGUGACGAUAAUGCCGAACAUGAAGUUCUUCCUGAAACUGAUACCAAAGGAUCGCAAUCGGCGAAUACGACAGAGAUCUUACCCGAAGCUCCAACAACAGACUCGAGUGGAAUAAAGCCAUCGGAAAGUUUGGCCAUCAGUGUUUGUUCUGCUCCUGAUGUUGUUCCUAUAGGAAACCCAGAUACCGGUGUUCGUUAUUUAAAUAACACCACGAAAGAAAUUGCUUAUAAUUUAAGCUGUGAUGAAUUGUUUGCUCCUGAAGUCGGCCCUGAAAAUCCGUUUUUGAGUAAACAACAGAAAUCUAAAAGAAAUAUAUUGUCAGGUUUUGUCGAAAAAGCUCAUGUUAACGAAUUCCAGUUUGAAAAUCAAAGAAGAACUUUCAGUAGUUUUGGAUAUGCGAUUGAUCCUACCGUGUACGAGAAUUCGGCGGGGAGUGACAACAUUGUUAGUAGACUGGCCAUAGAGGACUUCGGUGAAGCAGCUGAAGUGAAAUAUGACGCCAAUAAUCAAAUUAAAACUGUGUUUGAAAAACUUAACAAACGUCCUUCUGAUAAAAGAAAGAGAAAUAAAAAUAUGGAUCCUUCUGAUAUUGAAGGUUUCACUGGCCCAUGGGCUGCAUUUGUAGAUGAAAAACGUGAUAUUCGGCCGUCACAGGAAGAACAAGCUGAAUUGGAAGAAUAUUUGGCUAAAAGGCAUAAAAUUCGUAAACACACCGACGACAAGUUGCUUGAAGAAAAAACUAUAUUGCACAUCAAAGAUGCUUUCGAUUACCAAGGAAGAAGUUUUCUUCAUCCUCCUCAAGAUGUUGGUGUGAAUUUGAGAUCGGAUACUGUUCCUUUAAAAUGUUUCUUACCGAAAGCUCAUAUACACACUUGGCAAGGUCACACAAAAGGAGUUUCGGCAAUUAAAUGGUUCCCGAAAUCAGCCCAUUUAUUAUUAUCGAGCAGUAUGGAUUGUAGAGUCAAGCUAUGGGAAGUGUAUAAUGAACGACGAUGUGUGCGGACUUAUUAUGGUCAUAAACAAGCUGUGAGAGACAUAUGUUUCAAUAAUGAUGGCACUCAAUUUUUGUCUGCAGCCUAUGAUAGAUAUAUUAAAUUAUGGGAUACGGAAACUGGCGCUUGUGUUUCACGUUUCACUAGUAGAAAGAUACCAUAUUGUGUAAAAUUCCAUCCAGACAACGAAAAGCAGCAUUUAUUCGUUGCCGGUACUUCAGACAAGAAAAUUAUUUGCUGGGAUACCAGAAGUGGCGAGAUUACUCAAGAAUACGAUCGACAUUUGGGAGCUGUCAAUACCAUUACAUUUGUUGAUGAAAAUAGACGUUUUGUGACUACCUCUGAUGAUAAAAGUUUGAGAGUUUGGGAAUGGGAUAUUCCUGUGGAUAUGAAAUACAUAGCAGAUCCCAGUAUGCAUUCGAUGCCAGCUGUUACCACGUCUCCAAAUCAAAAAUGGUUAGCUUGCCAAAGUAUGGAUAACAAGAUUGUAAUUUUUUCUGCAUUGAAUCGAUUCAAACUCAAUAGGAAGAAGACGUUCUCUGGCCAUAUGGUUGCUGGUUAUGCUUGUACUUUAGAUUUUUCUCCCGAUAUGAGCUAUAUAAUAUCUGGUGACGCUGAUGGCAAAUGUUACGUUUGGGAUUGGAAAACGACGAAACUGUUCAAAAAAUGGAAAGCUCACGAUAAAGUCUGCAUCUCUGUGUUAUGGCAUCCUCAUGAAACCAGUAAAGUUGCUACUGCUGGAUGGGAUGGGGUAAUCAAAUAUUGGGAUUAAAGACGGUACUGUUUAUGAGUUAUAUUUUUUUAUGAUCUUUUUUACAUGUAAAUAUGCAAAGUUUGUGAAAAUAUGAGUGUUUAAUUUUCGAAUAAAUUGUUAAUUUUGUUGUAUA